This is a messenger RNA of Racocetra persica, 211 nucleotides long. The record is from the annotation of a GenBank genome assembly. NCBI's taxonomy places the organism in Eukaryota, Fungi, Glomeromycota, Glomeromycetes, Diversisporales, Gigasporaceae.
CACAGGACAUGCUAUUGAUAUCUCUAUUUGGAAAGACGUGUUGAUUAGGUAUAUAUCUUCUCAAAGUAGUUUCUGCUGCGUUUACCAUUAUAAUCGUAAAGACAUUGAUAGUCACAGAAAGGAAGCAAGAAGCAUGAGUAAUGCUCGUGAAAUAUUUCAAGUUGGUAAUUGUUAUGAAGAAGGAAACUUAUUUGCAGAACUCAUAAUUUAG